CCAUCCCGUGGCCGCGCUGGCUCGUUAUCCCCGGGGCUGGCGGCAUCUCCCUGCCAGCAACGGGGGGGGGGUCCGGCCCCCCCGGCCCCCGGCAUCGCUCCUGGCACACGGCCCCGGCGGCAAAGUCGGUGGAGGCGGCCGCAAGCUGCCGGAGCGCGGCCAGCCGCCCCAGGGGGGUGGUUUGGGGAGGGGGGGGGGGGGGGGAGGGGGGGCAGGCAUCUGGAAGGUUCCGCUCAUCCGCCCCGACCCCUCUCCCCGCUGCCCUCCCCGCCCUAUAAAUGCGGGCGGCAGCGGCCGGUUCGCGGCGGAGCGGAGCGGAGGUGCCGGGACCAUGCUGGGGGUCUGGCUGCUGCUCUGGGGGGGCCUGGCCCUGGGCUGCCGGGCCCAGGCGGCUUUCCUCCGGCGCGCCGAGGACAGCGCCGGGCGCUGCACCUACUCCUUCACCGUACCCAGCCCCGUCGAGGCCUCCUGCCCCGAUGCCGGCGGCGUGCCGGAGCUGCGGGCCGAGCUGGUUGCCCUUUCCGCCCGCCUGAGCCAGCUGGAGAGCCGGGAGCGGGGCGCGGGGGGUCCGGGGCAGCGGGGGGGUGAAGCUGGGGGGACGCGGGACCCCCAGCAAGUGGCCCCGGCCGCUCAGCUGCAGGCUGCCUACGGCGAGCUGCUGCGGGCCAAAUCCCGGCUGGAGGAGGAGAAGGGGCGACUGGAGCGGGAGAAAGAGGAGCUGGGCAGGAGGCUGGAGAGCAGCACCCGGGAGAUUACCCGGCUGCGGGCCGGCCGCUGCCCCCCUGGCAGAGAGGGGCCCGGCCGUGACGCCCUGCCCGCCCCCGGCAAAGCCCUGCGCUGGGAUCCGCAGCCCCUCGCCUACCAGGAGCUGCAGUCGGAGAAGACGGAGGUUCCCGUGUCCCAGCUGCUGGAGGAGACGGCGCUCGGCCACCCGGGGAGCAAGGACUCGGGCUGCGGCGAGCUGGUGUGGGUGGGGGAGCCCGUCGUCUUCGGCCAGGCAGACUCCAUCGCCGGCAAGUACGGCGUCUGGAUGAAGGACCCCGAGCCCGUGCCCCCCUUCACGCUGGAGACCACGUGGCGGGUGGACGCGGUGGGCACGGAGGUCCGUCAGCUCUUCCAGUACGAGGCGGCCGAGCAGCUGGCCCAGGGCUACCCCGCCAAGGUGCACAUCCUGCCGCAGCCCCUGGAGAGCACGGGGGCCGUGGUCUACCGCGGCGGGCUCUUCUUCCAGCCCCGCCACUCCCGCGCCGUGGCCCGCUACGACCUGCGGGGAGAGGCCGUCACGGCCAAGAAGGAGAUCCCCGGCGCUGGCUACCACGGGCAGUACCCCUACUCCUGGGGGGGCUACACCGACAUCGAUCUGGCGGUGGAUGAGAUGGGGCUCUGGGUGAUCUACAGCACCGAGAAGGCCCGGGGGGCCAUUGUCCUCUCCAAGCUGGACCCCAAGACACUGGAAAUCCAGCAGACUUGGGAGACCAACAUCCGCAAGCGGGGGGUGGCCAACUCCUUCAUCAUCUGCGGCACCCUCUACACUGUCAGCAGCUACUCGGCGCCCAACGCCACCAUCAACUUCGCCUACAACACGGCCACCAGCACCAGCCGGGCGCUCAGCAUCCCCUUCGAGAACCGCUUCCGUUACCUCAGCAUGGUGGACUACAACCCCGCCGAGCGGCAGCUCUUCGCCUGGGACAGCUUCAACAUGGUCACCUACCCCAUCCGCCUCGCUCGGGCGUGAGCCGGGGGAAUGCACCGGCUCAGCCCCUGCAGCCCCCGUGCGUGCCUCGGCACCCCGCUUCGCUCCCCAGCUCCCUCCGGCGUGGCCGGGAACGCCACCUCGGGCAGCCCCGGGGCGAUGGUGGGGGCCACAGGCUGCCCAGCCGUGGCCACGAUGGGGCCGCCAACGUCCCUGCUGGCACCUCCGGCAACAGCCCAUCGCGCUCGAGUGCAGCUGUGAGAAAUGAAGUCCUUCUCCAGACCUUGGUUGAGCCAGCAAAAAGCCUCUCCCCAGCCUCGGCAGGUUUCAGGUGGGCCGCAGCAGUACCCAGCCUUGAGCUGCUCCCCCAUCCUCUGGGAGCAGCCAGCCCAGCCCCCCCCCAGACUGGGAGCAGGGUGGGCUCAGGCACAGUGGAGGAAGGGAGAGGCUGUCCAGGAGGGUCCCACCUGAAAAUAAACACUUUCCGUUGUUGCAAGCGGCGGUCCCUUCUGCGGGGCCAGGGUUCAUGUUUCCAGGCUCUGGCCGAGCACCAGCAUCACUGCUGCUCCCCAGACCCACCUCAGCAGCAGCAGUUUUGGGGAGGCCUCCCCCAGUUCAGGCCGGGCUCGCAGGGGAAAGCAGUGUUUGCCCACCAACAGCAGAGCCGAGCUGAGAGCCCACGAGCCCCGCUGCAUCCCACACCGCUGAUGCCCGGGGGCAUCCCGGAGCUCAACCGUCUCCAAAAAAUCAUCCGGCAGGAUCAAAAUCAGCGGGGGACACGGACGCUCAUUGCAGAAGCCUUGUUUUUUAUUGGGGAAAAAAGCCAAGAGAGCAGUGGUGAGGAGUGCUGGCGGAAUAUCCCGCAGCCAAGCAGCCCCUUGGUGUGCCCAGCCCCUCUCGGCCACACGCUUUAUAUUUACAGGCCAUGCCCGGCCACCGACGCGGCAGCUACAGCCCUGCUUGGCCAGCAGCGCUCCCCACGCCGGGCCAAAACACACCCUUUUAACUAUUUAUUGUAGAAAGUUUGUAGCAGGCUUUUUUUCUUCCCCCCCCUCCCUGGCGUACGGGCAGAUGGGCCAGCAGCAGCCGCAGCCCCCAGCCCAAUAAAAGUUGCCCACCACCA
Messenger RNA from Tyto alba (common barn owl), 2816 nucleotides. RefSeq names its product myocilin (gene MYOC). The transcript is spliced from 3 exons. The record is from RefSeq and is a predicted model, not a curated record. Gene Ontology annotation, cellular component: Golgi apparatus. NCBI's taxonomy places the organism in Eukaryota, Metazoa, Chordata, Aves, Strigiformes, Tytonidae. The coding region runs from base 332 to 1735 and encodes 467 amino acids. Gene Ontology annotation, biological process: osteoblast differentiation; signal transduction.